Myotis myotis is the source of this 1320-nucleotide messenger RNA. It is a transcript of the gene QPRT, whose product is annotated as quinolinate phosphoribosyltransferase. The record is from RefSeq and is a predicted model, not a curated record. Bases 259 to 1206 code for a protein of 315 amino acids. Lineage: Eukaryota; Metazoa; Chordata; Mammalia; Chiroptera; Vespertilionidae. Gene Ontology annotation, cellular component: cytoplasm. Gene Ontology annotation, molecular function: nicotinate-nucleotide diphosphorylase (carboxylating) activity. Gene Ontology annotation, biological process: quinolinate catabolic process; NAD+ biosynthetic process. The transcript has 4 exons.
GCGUGUGGAGAGAACAGGCCUUUGGCUCAGAGGGAGGACUUCUGAGUUGCGCAAAGGAGAGCUCCCCUCGGAGCCUGGAAAGCAGACGAGAUACCACACCGCCAGGGAUCCUGACGCCGGGAACAGGGACAAGAGGGAGCCCCAGGGAACCGGGAAGGGCUGAUUGGGGCCCUCCUCCCCCUCCCCGGGCAGCCCCACCCCCCGCCCCAGAGCUCUCUGAACUUUGGAUCUGAGCAGCUGAGCCAGCUCCAAGCCGUCAUGGAUCCCGAAGGCCUGGCGCUCCUGCUGCCCCCGGCCACGCUGGCCUCCCUGGCGGACAGCUGGCUCCGCGAGGACUGCCCGGGCUUCAACUACGCGGCCUGGGCCACAGGGGCAGCCCCCGCGCAGGCGGCGCUGUGGGCCAAGUCCCCGGGCGUCCUGGCCGGGCGGCCUUUCUUCGAUGCCAUCUUUGCCCAAGUCAACUGCCAGGUCUCCUGGCUCCUCCCUGAGGGCGCAGAGCUGGUGCCGGUGGCCAAGGUGGCCGAGGUCCGCGGCCCCGCGCACGGCCUCCUGCUGGGGGAGCGGCCGGCCCUGAACGCGCUGGCCCGCUGCAGCGGGGUGGCCAGCCAGGCGGCGAGGGCCGUGGCGGCCGCCCGGGGCGCGGGCUGGGCCGGGCAGGUGGCGGGCACGCGGAAGACCACGCCCGGCUUCCGGCUGGCGGAGAAGUACGGGCUCCUCGUGGGCGGAGCUGCCUCUCACCACUACGACCUGGGCGGCCUGGUGAUGGUGAAGGACAACCACGUGGUGGCGGCCGGCGGAGUGGGAAAGGUGACGGAGGGGAAAGGCGGUGAGGCGGGCCCAGCAGGUGGCCAACUUCACCCUGAAGGUGGAGGUGGAGUGCAGCAGCCUGCAGGAGGCCCUGGAGGCGGCAGAGGCAGGAGCGGACCUCGUGUUGCUGGACAACUUCAGGCCGGAGGAGCUGCACCCCACGGCCAGAGCGCUGAAGGCCCGGUUCCCGCGUGUGGGCGUGGAGGCCAGCGGGGGCGUCACGCUGAGCAACCUGCCUCAGUUCUGCGGGCCGCACGUCGAUGUCAUCUCCUUGGGGAUGCUGACCCAGGCGGCCCCAGCCCUGGAUUUCUCCCUGAAGCUGUUUGCCGAAGGGACCACUCCAGUGCCCCAUGCCCGCCGCUCCUAACGCCGAAGAGGAUGGCACUGGCCACGGGAUAACAUGGUUCCUUGGGACUCUACCUCUGCUUGCCUCGGUUUCCUAAUCUGUAAAAUGGGUCUAAUAAAGGACCAACCUUGGACAUUUCUUUGGCAGUAGUUAACACGUGGUAAGCG